Ophidiomyces ophidiicola is the source of this 930-nucleotide messenger RNA. RefSeq lists its product as uncharacterized. Gene Ontology annotation, cellular component: MICOS complex; mitochondrial crista junction. Gene Ontology annotation, biological process: cristae formation. The record is from RefSeq and is a predicted model, not a curated record. The transcript is spliced from 3 exons. NCBI's taxonomy places the organism in Eukaryota, Fungi, Ascomycota, Eurotiomycetes, Onygenales, Onygenaceae. Bases 1 to 930 code for a protein of 309 amino acids.
AUGUGUCUGGAGGUUUCUGGUGAGCGGAAGUCUGCGGCCGAAAAUUCAAAAGUCCUGCCGAGAACUCAAAAACACUCCAUCUUGAUCCACUACCAAAACAUCCCCUCCGCGGCUGCAGACCUGCAAUUGGAGGGUCUUGCGAGUUAUAAACGGACGAUGGUUCUGUAUCCAUUAUUCCGCCAGAGGGCGGCCGUUGGUGGUGCUGUAAUGCUCUUUGCUGGCGGGUUUGCUGCAUAUCCAGGACGAACGCUAUCUGCAGAGGCGCCAUCUCACUUAUCGCGCCAGAGGAAACCGAUUUAUGACGACGACAACGAUACUCCCCAAUCCCAGGACCUAAAACUCAUUCCAGCCACACCAGCUCAAACGGCCUCUUCACCAUCCCUUAUUCCAGCGGCUCCGAAUAACUCUGACUACGAAUCCCCCACAGAUAGAUUGGCUAGGCAGAUCCGCCAUGCCCGUCUUUUUCUCUACACCCACUCUCUUGCUGCCGAGAAUGCUUUCAAUGACGCUCUCACUCGCACACUGAACGCCGAAUCGAGGUUUACCAGUACGAUAGCGUCUUUGGCACCUUCGCGUGAGUCAGGGGAACGCCUUCUUCCUGGGAGCAUCUAUGUCCUUGUAACGGCGAUGGCUGGGUCGAUUAUCUCGCGGAACCGUGGCAUCCUACUUCGGACCGCUACUCCGGUGGCUGCAGGUACAAUUGCUGCGUGGACACUGUUACCCGUCACAAUGCGUAAUAUCUCGGAUUUUGUAUGGGAAUAUGAGAAGAAAUUUCCUGCCGUUGCAGAACAGCAUGUGAAAAUUCGCGCUGCAGCAGAGGAGUCCUGGAACCAAGCCGUUGCCCACCGUGGUUACGCCAGAACAUGGCUGGAGGACAAAGUCGGUGAAGGCCGAGAAACGCUGGAGGCAUGGAUAAGCAAAGGAAAAUAG